GCACGAGAGUGCAGGUGUGUCUGGAUCGCGCCGCUUCUCCAUUUUGUAGGAUCAGCUCCUUUCCCUGCAUUGAUUGAGAUUGUUGUAGAGCCCCCAUCUGCCAGCCAGGUGGUGGUGUGUAGUUGCAGCUUCUUCGCGUAGGGAGAGCUCCGCCUGUUUUCGAAUUGCUCUCUUGGUUUGAAAACUGGUUCAACUCGUGGUCUGCCUCUCUGUGUUGGGAUCGUGCGCAGUUGGGCUGGGGCGGGGUUGCGAUCGAUUGAUCAGGGGCAUUGAGAAUUGGGUUUCGUCCGAAAUCCUCUUUGGUGGGGAGAAUGGGGAUGGAUGCGGCGGAGUCGACGUGAGGGUGCUUGAGCUGAGGUCCCCAUUUUUGAAUAGGAAUAUUUGAUCUUGAACGGAGGAAAGUCUUCGCUUGGAUUGCGAGAACUAUAGCGCGGCGGCGAGAACAACGGAUUUCAAGGAUUCUUCGAAUUACUGUCCUGUAGUCAGCCGUGGAAAACUCUGUAGAGAUGGUUGUCGUAUUAGUUCCGCCAGGCAACAUGACCUCAAUGAAAUAUGCUGCAGCUUCAGCCACCUCAUUAUGCAAUAGAAGCAAUAGAGUAGUGGUUACAAAUUCCAGGAUACACUUACAAUUUAGAAACGGAAUUUGUUAUGGAAAAAGACAGAUUGGGAUUGGUGGAUGCUGGUCAAAAUCAUUAAGAAUAGGGUAUAGGAAGUUACAAUUUUGUAAACUUCAGAGCUUUGGUUUUAGUGGCGUGGAUCAACCGGCCAGAUCUAGUAGCGGUUCACAAUUUAAUGGCAGAAUGAACAAUCUCAAUCAUUCUACUCGAGCGGAAUGGAAAUCCACUGAAUCUAGUCCUUUUGAACCUAAAUUAUGGCUGCCCGCUAAACUCGAAAUACCCAAACAAUUGCGAUUUUGGGAAGCAAAUGAGCAGUGGAAAAGAGAAAUUUCAGCCUUGAAGACAAAUCCAGUAGCCCCACAGGAAAAAGAAUGUUCUGAUUUUGAAGAGGAACUUUUGUUUAGUGAACACACAGUAGAUGCUCAAACUGCUAGAGGAUAUCUAUCCCCAGCUGCCAUAAACACCAUCGAACAAUUUAGCAGAUUAAACGGCAUGACCGGAAAGAAGAUGAGGUCCAACUUUGAAGCAACUGCAUCUGUUUCUGUUCAGAACGACGCAAAGAAUCUUGUAGAGUUUUGCGUCUUUCGGUAUUUGGUACGGUCAGGCGCUGAUGUUCACCCUUCACUCUGGGAUGCAGCCUUCCGGCGAUUGACAUUCACAGCGAUGUUAGCUUGGCAGCGGCCCUACCAAGAAGAUCUUCGGUCUCUUAAUAACGCAAGCAACCGUUCUAAACUUCCAAGAGGUUUAGUUGGUGAAGAAGCGUUCGUUAGGAUAGCUUCCUCAAUUCCUGGGGCCGCGGAUCGAGUGACAGCACACCGUCUUUAUCGGGUCCUUUCUCGUAACAUGAAGGGGCUAUCAUUUGAAGUUUGGGACACGUAUAUCAAAGAGUUAUGCGGUGUGCUCGACGAACGGAAGCUCUACCAGCGGACGGAGGCCUCAACUCUUGGCCUUGAACCAGGUGAGACGAUCCUCAGUGUUGGAAAAAAUAAACGACAACCAGUGCAGAAAUGGAAUGGGACUAUGGUGUGGCCUGGCCGACUCACGCUUACUGACCGCGCUCUUUAUUUUGAAGCUAACAGCUUAACUUCGCACCAAGCUCCCGUCAGAUUGGACCUGACACGCGGAGAUGCUAUAGUUCACAAAAAGAGAGUUGGACCUUUCGGUGCGGAAGUGUUCGAUUCUGCUAUUUCAGUAGCUUCCAAGCCAGAUUCGGAGCCGUGGAUACUGGAAUUUGUGGAUUUUGGAGGGGAGAAACGACGUGACACUUGGUUAGCUAUUGUUAAAGAAAUUGAUACAGCAUACUGGUUCAUUGGGACGUAUGGCCCCAAAGAUAAAGAUCCUUCAUUGAAGUACAUGGAUGGGUCGAAACUAGGGCGUAAGAGGGCGCUUGCAUCUGCUUCGAACAGCAUUGCUAGGCUACAGGCCGUUCAACACAUGCUUGGACAAUCGUCAGAAGAUCCAAGCAGCCUACUCCAGUUUUAUUCCAUUAAGGAUGCUCCAAGUGCGGAGUUGGUAUUCGAGACGCUUGCAGUCACAAAUUGGGCUGGCCGCAUGGACUCAAGGGCCAAGGAGUUAGCUGUAUCCAAUGGGGUGGGAGAGGAAACGCCAGGAGCUGGACAGAAUGCUAUGGGUGAGGAUGGGAGCAUCUAUCUGUCCAAGUGGAUGACGGCGCCAACAUGGAACUCAACCAAGUCUCAGAACUUCUGGAAAGCUUACAAAGGGGGCAUAUCACGAGGCUUGGUACUCGGUAAGAACUACGUCGUUGGGGGCUUGACGAAUCUAGACCGAGCAGUUCGAGCAUGGCAGGAGCAGAGCCGCGUUAUUGACAAAACAAAGGCAACGAUUGAUGGGGCUAAACUGAAGGGUAUCCCUAACAAUGUGGAUCUUCUCAAGGAGCUUAUGCUACCAUUUUCAAUAAUUGCCGUGAACUUCCAGAAACUGAAACGAUGGGAAGAGCCAGGAGUAACUGCAGGGUUUUUAAUAGCAGCUAUGGGCGUGGUGUACAUGAACUGGCUCCGCUACUUGUUUCCUACGAUGCUGCUUACAUGCGCUGGAAUACUUGUUGCAUUGCGAGGUCUAAAAGUGCAAGGGCGACUUGGGGAUGAUUUCGGGAAGUUGACCAUUCGGGAUCAACCGGAAACGAACACUAUUCAAAAAAUUAUGGCAUUGAAGGACGCAUUGACAUCAUUAGAAGAUUUUCUACAAAAGGCCAACAUCGCUCUUCUGAAGCUGCGGACCGUUGCACUCUCGCGGCACUUGGACUCUACGAACGAGGUACUUUGGUCGCUGCUGGCAGCUGGCAUUGUCUCUUGGUUCGUCCCCUUCCGAUAUCUUUUGGCUGCAGUUCUCGUCGAUCAAUUCACUGCUGAUCUGCCGUUCCGAAGGAAGAGCGUGGAGGAGUUUUUCAACCGUGUCAACGACUGGUGGUCCAUGAUUCCUGCUACGCCUGUGGAGGUCCUGCCCCCAGAGAAUACCUCCAACACCACUGACGCUCAUCUGCCAGAGUCCAAUCAAGGAGAGGCCGUGUUGCAGGCUCUCUCCGAGUGGUUGGGCGACGAUCAAUAGCUUUAGUUCUAAGAGCAAAUUUUGUAGGACUUCACUACUACAGCCUCGUAGGGGCAUCUUGUACAAGAGCCAUGUUCCACAUCUGUACCAUAACAGCUUAGCGUCAUCCAUUUGGGUGUGCUUCAUUUCUUUCCAGCUACUCCGCCAAAAACUUGACGAAGACUUCUUUUCACUUUUGGAGCAGAACGCUGAGAUCUAGAACAUACUUGCAAGACUGCACAAGCACCGCAUACUUGUUCACAUACAUGCCCUUCAUCAAAGGGAAUUAUGGUGUGACUCUCACCGACACUGUACAUUCCCAUCCUCAGACAGUUGGCAGAAUUCAUUUUUUCCUACUCGUGAUACUUAUAAAUUUGGGUAUUUUGAUCUGUACUUUCACAUUAGUCUAACACACAGAAGUGUACUGGAAUGUAUUAGUCUCAUUCAUAAUUAUCGAGACAGUGUUACUGAUCUAAUGAUAUUCUCCUUUGAUAA
Messenger RNA from Physcomitrium patens, 3656 nucleotides. RefSeq lists its product as uncharacterized. NCBI's taxonomy places the organism in Eukaryota, Viridiplantae, Streptophyta, Bryopsida, Funariales, Funariaceae. The record is from RefSeq and is a predicted model, not a curated record.